Messenger RNA from Gongylonema pulchrum, 663 nucleotides. NCBI's taxonomy places the organism in Eukaryota, Metazoa, Nematoda, Chromadorea, Rhabditida, Gongylonematidae. The record is from the annotation of a GenBank genome assembly.
AUGAAUUUGAAUGAGCAGUCGAGCCAGAUACCGAUCCAGCUGGAUACGAAUGGCUUCGCAAUAACGUGUCUUGAUAUCUCAGUUUCAAAACAAUGCAUUGCAUUUGGUGACCAAACAGGAUUAAUCCAUCUUUUUUCGGAUCGAAUGGAACCAGUUUUCAACGAAAAUGCUUGGCCAACCGAAUUUCCUAACCCAAUCACUCUUCAUCCGGCAGUGAACAUCGAUGACACUGAGCCACCGUACGCCAUUUUCCCGUUGCCAUUUCCCGCUGAUGAUCAUUAUGCUUCUGACUGGCCUGAGCAGUUGUGCCUGCGACGGCAGUCCGAUCCAGUGCCGCAGAAAGUUAUGGAAUCGAUGCGAAUGGUGCAAUUUGUUGGCUAUGCGCAUAACCCUCGGGCUGAUACACUGCUGCGUGGCUUCAACGUGUGCCCCUAUACAACAUCAGCGCAAGACAAAUGCUUCAUGAACAUGGUGAAAGUGGAUCAAGCAGUACGCAUUCCAAAGUUCUAUUUGCACUGUGAAGGAUGGCCAGCCUCAAACGCUGAGGAAACCAACUACAAGCGAUAUAACCGCACGGAAUUUAACACGAUUGCAUGUUAUGAUGAGACGAACCCUGCUUGCAUGCUUUUAUUGGUGACUCUUACUUAUUUACUUGGUACUUAA